GAUGCUCGGCGCGCGCGCGCGAGAGAGAGAGACAGAGACCCAAAAAUGGCAAGAAGAGCCGGACGGAGGAGCCGGGAGUAGAAGAGAAAAGAGGCUCCCCUGUCUCCGAAAGCCAUCCACCCCCGGCGCGCCAAUUUCUGCCUCCAUCGGUCUCUCUCCUCCUCUCUUGGCCUAGCUAGCUAGAGGGAGAGGAAGAGAGAGAUCCAGCCCCCCAUCCCCCAUCCGCCAUCCGCCAUUAAUCCCCAUUGCCAAGGUGCGCUCGCUCGUUCGAUCCAUCCAUCGGCGGAAGCAAAUUCAAAUUGACGAGACCGGGAGAGAGAGAGGCCAUGGGCAACUGCUGCGUUGCCCGGCCGUCCUUCAGGCGCCGCGGCGGCGGCGGCGGAGGUGGCUCCCCCCGGCACCGCGGCGGGCGUCUCGGCGGCGCCGGCAACCUCCGCUGCCUCUCCACCAUCUCCUCCGUCACCGACACCCCCCGCGCCGCCGCCGCCCCCAUCACCGUCCUCAACAGCAAAUCCCUCGCCCCCCCAGAGGCCGCGUCCUCCGCCGCCGAGGAGCUUCUCCGCCGGUACGUCCUGGGCGAGGAGCUGGGCCGGGGCGAGUUCGGCGUGACCCGCCGCUGCACGGACUCAACCACCUCCCAGACCCUCGCCUGCAAGUCCAUCAGCAAGCGGAAGCUCCGGAGCAGCGUGGACGUGGAGGACGUGCGGCGCGAGGUCUCCAUCAUGCGCGCUCUGCCCGCCCACCCAAACGUCGUCGCGCUCCGGGAAGCCUUCGAGGACUCGGACGCCGUGCACCUGGUCAUGGAGGUCUGCGAGGGCGGGGAGCUCUUCGACCGCAUCGUCGCCAAGGGCCACUACACGGAGCGCGCGGCCGCCGGCGUCAUGCGCACCAUCAUGGAGGUCGUGGGGCAUUGCCAUAGGAACGGGGUCAUGCAUCGGGAUCUCAAGCCUGAGAACUUCUUAUAUGCGAAUGCGAGCGAGGCGUCGCCGCUUAAAGUCAUCGACUUCGGGCUGUCCGUAUGCUUCAAGCCGGGUGAAAGGUUCAGCGAGAUCGUCGGGUCGCCGUAUUACAUGGCGCCCGAGGUGCUCAAGAGGAACUAUGGCCAGGAAAUUGAUGUCUGGAGCGCUGGGGUCAUACUCUACAUCUUGCUGUGUGGUGUCCCUCCAUUCUGGGCCGAGAGCGACGAAGGGAUCGCGCAGGCCAUCAUCCGGGCGCGCCUCGACUUCGAGCGGGAGCCGUGGCCCAAGGUGUCGGACAACGCCAAGGACCUCGUCAGGAAAAUGCUCGACCCCAACCCUUACGCCAGGCUCACGGCUCAGCAGGCUCUAGAGCACCCUUGGAUACAGAAUGCCAGUGUUGCCCCUAACAUUCCUCUUGGAGAAGCAGUAAGGUCCAGGCUGAAGCAGUUCACGGUCAUGAACAAGUUCAAGAAGAAGGCCCUACUUGUGGUGGCGGAGUACUUGCCGGCAGAGGAGCUGGAGGCGAUCACGGAGCUGUUCCACAUGCUGGACACCAACAACGACGGGCACCUGACGAUCGAGGAGCUCAGGAAAGGAUUACAGAUGAUAGGGAACAACGUCAAUGACACCGACGUGGACAUGCUCAUGGAAGCUGCAGACAUAGACGGGAAUGGCACCCUGGACUGCAAGGAGUUCGUGACAGUGUCCAUCCACCUGAAGAAGAUCCGCGGCGAGGAGCACCUCCCCAAGGUGUUCAACUACUUCGACAAGAACAUGAGCGGGUUCAUCGAGAUGGAGGAGCUCAAGGAGGCGCUGUCCCCGAGAGGCGACCAGAAGGCCAUCGAAGACAUCAUCUUCGACAUCGACAUCGACAAGGACGGGAAGAUAAGCUACGAGGAGUUCGAGCUGAUGAUGAAGGCCGGAGUGGACUGGAGGAACGCGUCGAGGCAGUACUCGAGAGCGGUUUUCAACACCCUGAGCCGAAAGAUGUUCAAGGAGACGUCCCUGAAGAUUCUUGAUCCCAUCACCCCACGUGGCGCAGCCGCCACCGUGGCGAAACAACAACAGGACAUGAUCUGAGAAAGGAAACAAAAAACGAGCUUUUUGCUGGGUGAAUCCUUUUUUAGUUUUUGUUUGAACUGGGUGAAUCUUUUUGCUGGGUGAAUCCUUUUUUAGUUUUUGUUUGAACUGGGUGAGUCUUUGGAAGACAGAGAGAGGACACCACCGUCCAAGCGCGCUCAUGCUAGCUGGUCUCUCGUCUCUGGUGUUUGUCGCAGAGCACGAUUCCUAGCAUGAGAUGUUAGAACACGGAGAAAUGUGACCCACUCGAACUCGAAAGGUUGUGCGCGCUUGCGGAUUAACUGCACAAAGAAUGUACCAGCUGGAUGAUCCAUGCUCCGCGGAGUGCGGGACACGCGUGGACCGGACCAAUUCCAACGCAAGCAGCAGUUGACACGUCUAAUAAUAGCGCAAGAUCGAACGGGAGAAGUAACGCUUGGUUACUGGGCUUGUCCAUGUUAAAAGUGAUUGGUGGAAUCUGUUCUCCUAAUCACAUCCUUAAUUUGCUUUAUCAAUAAAAGUGAUUGCAUGCAUGCACAGUAA
Molecule: messenger RNA, 2561 nt
Organism: Brachypodium distachyon (stiff brome)
Lineage: Eukaryota; Viridiplantae; Streptophyta; Magnoliopsida; Poales; Poaceae
Product: calcium-dependent protein kinase 29
Exons: 6
Coding region: 327-2039 (570 amino acids)
Biological process (GO): peptidyl-serine phosphorylation; protein autophosphorylation; intracellular signal transduction
Cellular component (GO): cytoplasm; nucleus
Molecular function (GO): calcium ion binding; calcium/calmodulin-dependent protein kinase activity; calcium-dependent protein serine/threonine kinase activity
Source: RefSeq, a predicted model, not a curated record